UCUGGUUACUGAUUGAUGUUUGGGCAGGAAAUUCAAAGGAAAGUCAGAGAUAGGCGAGGAUGGCGCAUGCCCGAAGUGAUCCUUGUGUGGCUUUGCCAGUCCGGAAAGAGGGAGGAUUGGAGAUGACUCUGCCACGAAGAUUUAGGGUUGGGGAAAAUGCGUAUUCAUGGUGGGGUAAAAAGGUGGAUAAGGAUGUGUUCGCCUGGAUAGAAUCUAGCCUGAUUGGGGAAGAUGAGGAUGUGCUAGUGAAGGUACUCCUCUAUGUAACGCCUUUCUUCUCGACCAUGCUUGGGAUUGAGUUAGCUAUGGGAAACAAGAAAACUCUGACCAAAUGGCUAGAGUUGGUUGAGGCUGCCGUACUAAAGUGGACAGCAGAUAUGCCCUACGCAGGGGAUGAGAUGGUGUAUAUCACUGACGAAAUGCCUGACGCGAAAAAGUUUCGUCAAGUACCGAAGUAUGUUUGGUGGGAGAUGAGGCCAGAGGUGAUGCGCGUGGCCAGUGAGGCCAAUGACAACUGGGCUAAUUUCAAGGUUGAAAUGCAAAGGCGGUACCAGUUGGGGGAUGGACUCCUCACGGUGGAGGACCUGGAAAGGUUGGAGCGGUCAGACUUCACGACAAUAGGAGCCUUUAAAACCGCUUUUGAGAAAAUGGCGAGGAAAGUCCCAGGACUGGCGGAAGAGACCCAGUACGCGAUAUUCCUAAGCAGUUUCACUGAGUGCGAAGGGGUGUCGCUCACCAGGAAAGGAGCUGUGGGGCAAAAGCUAACUUGGGAGACCAUCAAACAAAGUCUGGCUGAUGGGGAGCUGGAUCAAGUAUACCAGUUUCAAAUGAAACAGCAACGCCAGAAGCGGAAGGAGGCGCUCCGACGUGCUAAUCAGCAGCCUGUUCCUCCUGCUAUGUUCAGACUAUGUCUGGAAGAGGAGGUGGAUAAAGGAAACGACGAGGUGGAUGUUGGAGUAAGAACGGCAGGAGAUAAUAGUGAGAAGGGAGGUGUGGUAGAGCGAGAGAAAGAUGAAGAAAACUGUCAGGAGACGGUGGGAGAGACUAUGCGGCACAUGGAAAGCCUCUUUGGGGAAAUGCAGAGGCUAAACUCGGAACUGAGGACAAUUUGUGAUGAGGUAAGUAAACCAAUGGUUUACUUAUUGGGACCGCAAACAGGGUCAUCAGGUGCUAAGCCAGCAUGCGGAACUUUGGUAUCUACUCCGCGGUCUGGGAUUACAUUCCGGCCUCCUCGAGGGCAAUCGAGGGCACCACAAGCUAUGCAGACAAGAAGCAAGAAGGGUAAUCCUGCCAAUGAGGCAGAACCAUCGAAUAAGGGCGAGUCGCGAGAGAAGGGGCCAGCCACUGAGGUGGAUACAGGAAAUGGGAAUGAUAAUGAGGAUGAGCGAUUAAGGAAGGAAGAGGAAGAGCAAGCUGUUGAGCGUGCCAAGAAAAGGAAGGCUGAGGAGCGGCCGGAGACGGUAGCAAAAGGAGAGACUUCUCGCAAGCAAAGGUAUGCGGUACCUUUGGAGGAAGGAUUGGAUAUUGAGGGUAUGGUGGAAAGGCUCCUUAAGGGUCAUAAUGAAUGGUUGAACGUGAAGGAUAUCCUUGCGUCAGCGCCAAAGCUCCGUGAGGAAUUCAAGGCUAGACUUUCCCGGCGACGAGUAGCAAGUGUGAGGCUUGGUGAUCUUAUCCCAGUUGAAGCCCAUUGGGCGACUCCUGGAACGAAGAUGGAUUGGAAAUCAGUCGCGACCGGGAGCGUGAACCUGGUCAUAAAGGGGAAGUCGUGCAGUGGGAUGCUGGACACGGGAGCAGAAAUGAAUAUCAUUAAGGAAGCAGAUGCGUUUCGGCUAGGACUGGAUAUAGACAGGGAAGACAUGGGUUUCCUAUAUGGCGCCAGUGGACGGACACCUUUCAUCGGGACAGCAGCAAAUGUCGUUGUGGAAGUGGGGAAGGUGAAGUCCGAGGAAGAAAGGAGGCAGCUCAUGGGGAAAGAUGAAGUGGAGAGUGAGCCAUAUGGUGAGAUGUCGCUGAGCUUGACAAAUAUCAACGACGCAAUGAAGAUAGUCUCUGCAUAUGGAAUGGCGGAUCCUGUGGCGGUACGGGCGCUGAAGGAAAGGAUUGUGGAUGGCGAAGGUGAAGUGGAAUUGGUGUAUCGAUUACCAAUGAAGGGAGGAGAUAUGGAAGAACCUCAAGGCCAUGCUGUGAGGCCAACAACUUUCAGAGGUGUGCUCAUACAGGCUAGCGUCAAUGGCGAGGAGAGGCCGCUGAGAUUCGAUAACUGGACUCUGAAUAACGCCGAAAGAAACUAUUCACAGUUCAAGCGUGAGAUGCUUGCGGUCCUCCACUGCCUGAGGAUAUUUCGCAAUUACCUCUUUGGCAGGAGAUUCAUAUUGAGARUGGAUCCGACUGCAUUGGCAGGAUCAUUGAAAAAUUAUGCCCCGUCAGACCCUACUAUCGCUAGGUGGCUCACAUACAUAUGGAUGUUUGAUUUUGAGUUGGAGCGCAUUCCAGGGGAUAGAAAUCGGGCUGACGGGCUAAGCCGCAUAGACUGGGAUAAGAGUGAAGGAGAGGCCAAGGAGGGCACGCCUCCAGUUGAUGCAUUCCUCGAUGAAGAAGAGGAUGUAAGGCAACAUAUUAAUGCAUGUGCGGUUGGAGUAAGUGAAGUAGUAAGACAAGGGGAAUCGACUUUUCUUGCGCCAGCAGGCUGUGUGAAGCGGUCAGAGAUAGUCCUCAAAACUUUUGAGGAGGAACUUCAAGAUCCAUGGAGAGGUAAGGAUGUGGAAUGGAUGGAAAAACUCGCUCUGGCAGAAACAUAUCAACUAUCUGAAGAGCGAUUGACUAUUGAAGAAGAGAUUCAUGCGAUUGAGGCGCAUGCUAUGCAUGAGGCGGAUGUCAAUUUCCUUGUUAAUUCGAUACUGCAAGUGCAGGAGGGUGUGAGUAGAAGUCAGGAUCCUGUAAAGGAUAUGGAAGAGGACGAGUUUGAGGAAGGAGAAAUAACAGAAGCGUUUCGUGCAGAGGAAUAUGAUGGCAUGUAUCGGGAAUUGGGGUGACUUCUCUCGUGUGAGAUCAGGGAGAGAGAGGCUUUCCUAAGAGUGCAUGAGAUGCGGCCGCGAUUUG
This is a messenger RNA of Chara braunii, 3099 nucleotides long. Lineage: Eukaryota; Viridiplantae; Streptophyta; Charophyceae; Charales; Characeae. The record is from the annotation of a GenBank genome assembly.